Molecule: messenger RNA, 1385 nt
Organism: Cotesia glomerata
Lineage: Eukaryota; Metazoa; Arthropoda; Insecta; Hymenoptera; Braconidae
Product: golgin IMH1-like
Exons: 2
Coding region: 24-1160 (378 amino acids)
Source: RefSeq, a predicted model, not a curated record
AUCGUCCUUAGUAACCAGUAAAAAUGUCCGACGACAAAGACUGGCGUCCUACUUUAUCAGAAUUAACAAACCUUCUUGAAGAAUUAGGAAUUUCCCCUCCGGAAAAUUCUCCUUUAGAAUCUUUAGAAUCUUCCUUGAGUUCCCAAAAAUUCCUCACAGAUUCCGAAUAUGAAGACGCUAGUUUUUUAUCUUCAAUUUCGGAAGAUUUAAACCGGGAGGAAGCGAUGGAAAAUUUAAGGGAGUUUAGGAAAAAAGAGGAGGAAAUUCGGGUGAGGAAUUUUCAAUUAACAGAGCGCUUGAUUGAAUUUUUUGAAAGAAAACAGAUGAGCUACGUGAUGUGUGAAGUAGAUGAUGAAGAGCAAGUGGAAAAUUAUUAUAAAAUUUUGAAAAAAUUGAAAAUUUAUAAAGAAAAGCUGGAAAAUUUACGAAAAAAUUCAGGGGAAGAGCUUGAAGGGUUAAAAGAAGAAAUUGAGAAGAAAAAAGGAAAAAUUGAAGAGUUAAUUGCGGAAAUUGUGGAAAAUCAGAGGAAAAUUCGGGAAAAUUUGGAGGAAGUAAAAGAAAAAAGGAAAAUUUUUAAAUUAAUUAAUCGGCAAUUGGAUAAGUUGAACAUUGUGUCAGAAUACCGGCUUAAAUAUAUAAAACUCAGGAAUGAGCUCUUUAAUCUUCACAAUAGUCUGAGCGAAAUAAUCAGGAAAAAUUCUAAUUUAACUAAAACAGACUACGAGCGUCUAGAAGCCGAGAAAUUAUUCUAUACUCAGCAAUUGGAACAGAAAAUCCAGCAGAUUAAAUUUUUUAAAUUAAAAAAGAGAAGUCUAGAGUUUAAAAUUGGAAAAUUAAAGUCCAAAAAUCGGGAAAUUAAAUCUCAAAUUCAAAAAAGUGAAAUUUUAAAACCAGAAUUGAAGAAAAAAAUUCUGGAGCUUGAAUUAAGAAAAUCUAAAUUAAGAGAAAAAUUCCUGGGAAGGAAAAUUGUGAAAAAUAAAAUUAAUUGCCAGGUUUUGGUUAAAAAAAAUAGAGGAUUAAAGGAGUACCAAAAAAUUGUGAGGCAGGAACAUCAAAAAUGGAUUAAGAAAAUUUCUAGGCAGCUUAAACAGCUCAAAAUUUUGAGACAAAAAAUGAGUGCAGUUAAAACUUAUUUUAUUUUGCAUGAAAAAAAUAUUUAAUUUUUUUCUUUUUAAAAAAAAAUAGUUAUUUAUUUUCUGAGGAAGGAACCUUAUUGGCCAUUAAAUUUCCUGUAAGUGCAUUUUUUUAUUUUUUAAAUUAGAGGUAUGUCACCAAAAUUGCAUUAGCGAGGUGUUAAAGUUGCUAAAGUUUUACUACAAAAGUUUAGGGUUCGAUUCUCGGUCAAGGUAAAUUUUUUUUUUUUAUUUUUUUUUAUUAAUAUUAUA